UGAGUUGCAGGGGCUGGGGUGGGGCAGCUCUGUCCCAGGCCGGAGGAACUAUUUCUGGCCGGCGCUUUCCCAGGGGGCUCACAUCCGCCAGGCGCUCCCGGAAAGAGGGGCCCCUCCUCCGCCGGUCGUCCGCGCGCGGGCGGCGGGGGCUGGGACCUCUCCACGGGCCCAGGGCCAGCCUGCGGGCGCGUGGGGCUUCCAUACACCCAGCUCCGUGGUACGGGGCUGCAGCCCAGACCAAAAUACCGGGCCUGACCUCUCCCCUCCCUGCCGCUGGGAGUGGACGCUGCCUACUCUGGAAGCCCAGCUGCUCUGAUCCGCCGCCAGGAGCGGCCACAAGGAAGGGUGACAGGAUCCUGCCUAUCCAGCGUGGGCCAGACCUGUGACCUCCCCUGCCCUUCUAGCGGAGCCUCCUAGGGAACUUCCGGACACCUGUCUGACAGAGGAACCUGCCCCCCAGCAGCCAGCUCCAGGAUGGGGGAGUUCAAUGAGAAGGCGACAUGCGGAACCGUCUGCCUCAAGUACCUGCUCUUCACCUUCAACUGCUGCUUCUGGCUGGCUGGUCUGGCCGUUAUGGCAGUGGGUAUCUGGACGCUCGCCCUCAAGAGUGACUACAUCAGCUUGCUGGCCUCAGGCACCUACCUGGCCACAGCCUACAUCCUGGUGGUGGCCGGCGUCGUUGUCAUGGUGACCGGUGUCCUGGGCUGCUGUGCCACCUUCAAGGAACGGCGGAAACUGCUGCGCUUGUACUUCAUCCUGCUCCUCAUCAUCUUUCUGCUGGAGAUUAUCGCUGGCAUCCUGGCUUACAUCUACUACCAGCAGCUGAACACCGAGCUCAAGGAGAACCUGAAGGACACCAUGACCAAGCGGUACCACCAGCCGGGCCACGAGGGCGUGACCAGUGCUGUGGAUAAGCUGCAACAGGAGUUCCACUGCUGUGGCAGCAACAACUCCCAAGACUGGCGGGACAGUGAGUGGGUCCGCUCGGGCCAGGCCGGUGGCCGCGUGGUUCCCGACAGCUGCUGCAAGACCCUGGUGCCUGGCUGUGGGCAGCGGGACCACGCCUCCAACAUCUACAAGGUGGAGGGCGGCUGCAUCACCAAGCUGGAGACCUUCAUCCAGGAGCACCUGAGGGUCAUCGGGGCCGUGGGCGUUGGCAUUGGCUGCGUGCAGGUCUUCGGCAUGAUCUUCACGUGCUGCUUGUACAGGAGCCUGAAGCUGGAGCACUACUGAGCAUGCCGGGCGCCGCCCGCGUGGGCCGCAGCUUUGCGCCACCUGACUACGAGCUGACACUACUGAGGGCCAGGGAGCUGGGGUCCCAGGACGCUGCUCCCUCCCCACUCUGCCAGGGAGGGGCUGUCCUCAAGCCCCUGUGCACCCCCCAUGCCAUCACGUGACCUCUGGGGACCCUACCCUCAGAGGGAGCUGCAAGUGCCUUUCUCUGCAGACCAAAGGCCUGAGAUGCCUCCCCCCCCCGCCCACAGCGGCGAAGGGGCUGUACUUCUGCCUGUGGGGGGGGUGGUCUCGGGGUGUUCCCUGUGCUCAGCCAGAGGGGCUGGCCCACCCUCGGGUGCUCCCAGACCCCCAGACACACCCCCGCAUGGUGGUCAGGGCAAGCCUGAACGGCGGCACUGCUGGGUGGGACAGAGCCGGGGAAUAUGCCUGCCCUUGGGCCAAAGACCCCAGCCCAUUCCUGGGAAAACCAGGCCAGCCCUGCCCUGCGGUCCUGUGCCUCUGCCCUCCCCGGCCCCGCUGCCCUGGGACUUCCCCACCACUCUCCCCACUGAAAGGCCACAAUUCACUUGCUCCUGUCCUGUCCCCUUCGCAGAAGCAGGGGGUUUGUGGGUUUUAUUCACUGCUGUAUCACAAAUGCCUAGAACUGCUUGUGCCACGUAAUAGGCGUUCAAUAAAUGUUUGUGGAACGGA
This is a messenger RNA of Zalophus californianus (California sea lion), 1926 nucleotides long. It is a transcript of the gene CD151, whose product is annotated as CD151 molecule (Raph blood group). The transcript is spliced from 9 exons. The record is from RefSeq and is a predicted model, not a curated record. The coding region runs from base 475 to 1233 and encodes 252 amino acids. Lineage: Eukaryota; Metazoa; Chordata; Mammalia; Carnivora; Otariidae. Gene Ontology annotation, cellular component: membrane.